Molecule: messenger RNA, 6340 nt
Organism: Camponotus floridanus (Florida carpenter ant)
Lineage: Eukaryota; Metazoa; Arthropoda; Insecta; Hymenoptera; Formicidae
Product: signal-induced proliferation-associated 1-like protein 2
Exons: 14
Coding region: 843-5531 (1562 amino acids)
Biological process (GO): activation of GTPase activity; regulation of small GTPase mediated signal transduction
Cellular component (GO): cytoplasm
Molecular function (GO): GTPase activator activity; protein binding
Source: RefSeq, a predicted model, not a curated record
UAUCCAACCAUGGAGUAUGUAUUGCUAUAGAUACAUGUUACUCGAAGCUCGCGGUAGAGGGGAGCGACCAAUCAGAGUAGGAAGGAGUGGGGGGAAUCGGUGACGAGCGGUCCGUCAGAAGCGAAAUUCAGUUGGUUCGCGGAGCGCAAGCUGUCAACACUGCUCGGUAUCGGUGCUCGUACGUGUUUUCGUUUCGCGAGUUUUUCCUCUACAACAAUCUCCUUUUACGUACGACCGCGUGACGUCGAGCAAAAUAAUAGUCGUGCGAAGAAACAUUGGUACGAAAAAUCGUCCCACGCGCUCACGAAGGGAGGAGAGAGGGAGGAGAAACUCCGGCGUCAGUUACGUUCGACUUGACGCGCGGUCAACUUCAGAGCGAUACCAUCGCGAGAAGUGCACCGAUGUGACGCGAUAAACAAAGCUGCGUCACGAGGGGGCUGAUGCCCCUGAGGAUCCGUCGACGAAGAUUUUGGAUUCGCGCGCUUGCAUCCGAAUCUCUCCACAUGUGUAUUCGUUGACGUUUGAGCUGUAUUCGUGAUGCGAUAACAUUAUCGGGUGAAUCGAAACAAUUCGGGAUAUUGAGUGUCGGAGACGAGAGUGGAUUCGGGAAAGUGAUUUAUAGCGUCAAUAGUGAUCGUCGGUGCCGGCUUCUUGUUAGUGAUUUGUGACAGAAGAGAGAGAAGAGGAGGAGGAGGACCACGCGGAUCGGCGGAGAUUAAGGUUUGGUGUGCUCCAAAGGGAAACCGGAAGCCGCUAUAUUGGAGAGGAAGCGGGAAAGCGGCGUGCCGCUCUUUUGUGUGCCGCGGCAGAGGCGCUCGUCCCAGCCCGAAAACAAUGAAGAGAUGAUCGCAAGUUUGCCAAUCAACGGCGGCGGUAGCGGAGGGCCGGUGAGUCGUGUGGGUCGUGGAUUGGCCCUUCAUAGGUCUAACUCUAGUUUGGAGCUUCCGCAUAGUCCGGAUCCUGCUUCCCGGGUGCCAGAAACACCUCUCAGGAGAGAAUAUGGAUCUCACGGGAGCAUCGACGUAGUGGCGCAGUCAAUUACAGCCGGCGAGAACUUCUUCGCUAUACUGCAGGAUUUCCGACCGCCAGAGCAGCGCGGCAUCAUCACCAGCGAUUAUCUGCGUCGCGUUCAUCAGCAGGACGGAAACCAACCACUGGACGUCGACGAGGUUUGUGGUCCGACCGGCGCCGGAUCCAGUCCGAAGUUACGACUGAAGCUGAACAGAUUGUGGGGCGGUAAACCACCGCGGGCGAUGGAAGAGACGUGCACCAGCCCGAUGGUGUCGGCCGACGUAGAGGAGCGUCAUCGGAGACGCGCGUUCGCCCACUACGACUGUCAAUCGUUGACGGCGAAUCUGGGCUACGCCGCGAAACUCCGGGGAAUUCUCUUGGCCAGAAGAAGAAACACGGCCACCGGAGCGUCCGCCGCCAGUGCUCUUAGAGCCUCCACCCCCGACGAGACUCCCGAGGAAGAUGCCGGUGAUGGAAAAGGCAAUGAUCUAUUAGAGCCGUGUCCCUUCUUUCGCAAUGAGAUCGGCGGCGAGGGAGAACGCGAGGUUGGUCUCACUCGUUGCUCCCAUGGCAAUGGAAUUCACAGACCGCCGUUGUCUUAUGGUGUUUCCGUCCUGGAACCGUCGCCCGGCGAGACCCUAUGGAAGCACACUUGUCCGUUGCAGAAACGACCCCUGCCCAUCGAGAGCGUUGAUGAGGGGGCUCAUUAUUAUCGACGAUACUUCCUCGGACGAGAGCAUCAGAACUGGUUCGGAAUGGAGGAACAGUUGGGACCGGUGGCCAUCAGCAUUCGCAAGGACGUCAAUCAGUAUCGCGUGAUCGUGCGCACAUCAGAGUUACUGACGUUGCGCGGUUCCGUGCCCGAGGAAGCUCUCGGCAUCAGGCCACAAGGCCGACCGCCUACGAGGGAGCUCUUGGAGUUGGUUGCGCCGGAAGUGCAGAUGGGUUGCCUGAGGCUUGGCACGCCUGCCGCUGAGGAAGCGCUAGCCAGAUUGGACGAGCAGGGAUUAUCUAGCAGAUACAAAGUCGGCGUCCUGUAUUGUCGGUCCGGCCAAAGGACCGAGGAAGAGAUGUAUAACAAUCAACACGCCGGUCCGGCCUUCCUGGAAUUCUUAGACACUAUCGGCCAAAGAAUAAGACUGCGAGGAUUCGAGGGUUACAAGGCCGGGCUGGACACCAGAACCGACUCGACGGGUACGCACGCAGUAGCGGCGACGCAUCGCGGAACGGAAGUCACCUUUCACGUGUCCACCAUGCUACCCUUCACGCCUAAUAACCGGCAACAGCUGCUGAGGAAGAGGCACAUCGGAAAUGACAUAGUCACGAUAGUAUUUCAGGAACCUGGUGCAUUACCAUUCAGUCCACGAAGGAUACGCUCUCAAUUUCAACACGUAUUUAUCAUUGUGCGAGCCAUAAAUCCUUGCACCGAUAAUACGCAGUACAGCGUGGCGGUGUCCAGGAGCAAAGAAGUGCCCAUCUUCGGACCACCUGUUCCGCAGGGUGCUACGUUCCCUAAAGGAAAGACUUUCGUGGAUUUUAUUCUGGCCAAGGUCAUAAACGCCGAAAAUGCGGCUCACAGGUCUGAAAAAUUCGCCACGAUGGCUACGAGAACGAGACAGGAAUAUCUGAAGGACCUGGCUACAAACUAUACUGGCACUACAGUUGUCGACACCGGUCAAAAAUUUUCAGCGAUGCUUUCCUUCAGCAGUAAGAAGAAGACAACGGUACGACCGAGACUUUCCUGCGACGCAUCUCAGCGCGGCGCGAUUUGCUGGCAGGUCAUACUCGAGGAUAGCAAUCAGAACACAGAUUGUUACUUAGGUAUAAGCAUAGACACCAUCGUACUGAUUGAGGAGCAUUCCAGGCAGAUAGUAUUUGUCACUCCGUGCGUGAACGUGCUCGGAUGGCACGCUCAAACAAACAGUUUAAGAUUGUAUCAUCAUCAAGGCGAAUGCAUCACCAUACACGUACGCGGUGAUUACGGCGAGAGGGACGAGUUAAUGGAAAUUGUGGCUCGGCUGCGCGCCGUAACUCAAGGUGCACCGGCCUCGGAAUUGUCUUUGAAGAGAAACAGCCUUGGACAAUUGGGCUUCCAUGUUCAACCCGACGGUGUUGUGACGCAAGUCGAAAGUAUGGGGUUGUCGUGGCAGGCGGGUCUAAGACAAGCCUCCAGGCUGGUCGAGAUUUGCAAGGUGGCCGUAUCGACCUUGAGUCACGAUCAGAUGGUUGAUCUGCUGAAAACCAGCGCCCAGGUUACCGUCACUGUAAUACCGCCAACCAACGACGGAAAUCCGCGAAGAGGCUGCACGUUGCAAAACUGCCAUUAUCUGUCGAAUAAUUACGAAGGAGAUUAUGAGAACGUGACAAGCGCAGAUAAUACGCCGAGUCAGCAAACGGCGAUGUCGCAUCAACGGCGAUACGAUCGAUCGUUCAGCCCACCACGAUCGAGUAAUAGCUCCGGGUACGGUACUGGAUCAAGCUCUAGAUCGUUCAACGAUCCGCGGUUUCCGUUGGAGGGUACAAUGACUAGCAGCAGUAGUGGACACAGUAGUGCCGAUGAUCGUUGGUACGAGCUUCUAGAACCGCAAGAUCAAGACGGCAAUCAUCGCACGGAUGGUACGCCGCCUCCGUUACCAGCACGACAAAACUAUCAAAUGGUGACACCCAGCAAGUCUAGCCAGAAGAAGGACAAGUCUCAUUAUGCUAGCGCCAAACAGCUCGCGGAUAGCUCAAAGCAUCGCGAUCAUAAUCAUGAGCACUAUAUAAAAGAGAGCAAUUAUGUAUCGUCGAAAAUGAUUCAAGACAAUGCGCGUCAUGAGAAUUAUCAGCGGCAGUUAGAUAAUGCGCAUCGUGGUCAAGAUCACGUGACGACGAAUUACGUGAAAUUGCAAAAGGAACGAUACGAGAUCAAACAAGAAAAUUUAUAUGCUUCUCAGAGAGAGCUCCAUAAGAAUGAUGCACAGCAUCAUGGUGGCCAUCAGAAGCUAAGUGUAUCGAAUUCACUGCCAUUGACACACAAUGCUGUUUACAGCCUGCCAAAAUCAGGCAGCAACAACAAUCUUGGCAGGUACAAUGAAUACGAACAAUCUGGCGGCAAGUACGAUUACGAGACACCUACAAAAGUGGACAGAAGUUCCAAAUACGAGAUGCAGGAAGAAAAAAUGAUUGAGCGACCAGCAGCCAAGUAUGAGCACGAUAUACGAGGAUGUCACGAAAAGAGAAUCGGCUAUGAAUAUUCGGAGGAUAUUUAUGACAAGAGAAACAGCAAGUACGAUCUAGAGUUGGCCAAAUACGAGAUGGAGUGUCAGCACAGUAACAAUGAAAGGAAACACAACGAUAGCAACAACGAGCAUAACCGAGAGUCCACAAAGUACGAGAUGUCGCAUGAUUUCAAAGUAGGCGAGAAAGUUACCUGCCUAAAGACUAGCAUAUCAGAGCGACCGGUGCAUAAGGUAAACGUUGAAUACCGACAAUCGAAGGAUUUUCCAGCGAGUCUGCCACCGGAAGUUAGAAUAUCAGAUGUCAAUUGUCCGGAAGUAGCCGCGCUGCCCAGCGAGGACGAGCUGUCGAACGGCUCUGGCAGCGUAUCACCCAGGCUACGACGGGCCAACAAACAUCGCGGCGGCAAUCGCACUCCGUCUAGUGGCAGCUCCAGAAAUCAGAGUCCUCGACCAAAACCAGGGAUGAGAAAUUCGCACAGAAAUUCUGCGAAUUUGACAUCCAGCACGUUGCAGGAAGACCUCAUGAGACUGAUUAAUCCCGAUUACAUUGCUGAUGAUAGCCAAAUCGUUAAUAAUAAUCUCGUAAAUAGCGUGAUGAACCCGAAUCAAAAUUCGAACAAGAUAAACAAUAAUAUGCUGGAGAUUCAAAACAGAUGUAGAUCCAGGGAAAAUUUGUGCGGCAAUAGCUCAUCUACCUUGAGCGUCUUGCCUGCGAAUGGACAAGAAAAUGGUAACAAUGGAUCCGAAGUGAUCUUGACAAUGGCCAGACCAGCCACAGUAAUCUCCAACGCCAGCACUGCCUCAAGCCCUGCACCGAGCGAGAAUAAAUUGUCGAAAGAGGAAAGAUUAUCACCUCGUGUUACAAAGCCACUUCAUCCGAUCUCGAAACAGCACAAUAAUCUGACGCCGAUCAAAGACACGAAAAAUCACAACGAUGCGAAUGUGGAUUGUUGGAAGAAUCAACAUGCAGAUUCCAAUAGAUCGAUGAAGCAACAUCCUCAAGAAUGGCCCGAUGAUAGACUCAUUGAUGGAUGCAAUGCAAAUACGAAUUCUGUUUCGGACUUGCAAUCUCAUCUAUCCACUCUCGAGUUGAGAAUGGCGAGAGAGACGCGUCUGCGAUUGUCAUUGGAAGACGAAGUGCGUCGAUUGCGCGAUGAAAAUCGACGUUUACAAGAGUCCGAGAAUCUACGACUCUCUUUGGAAGAUGAGAACCGGCGUCUGAAGGACGAGAAUCAUGCAGCCGCGCAGCAACUUCGGCGUUUCACGGAAUGGUUCUUUCAAACGAUGGACCAUCAAUAAUCAGUAUAAAGAUAAAUUUAGGAUGUCUUAUUGUCCAAUGAUUAUUUCAAACGAUGAAUCAUCAAUAAGCUAUAUUCUUGUUUCAUUUCUAGUAUCAUAGAAAUUAUUUACAGAGAACAAAGUUUGCCUGUCUCUUUUUUUAUUCAAUUAUUUCGAUUGCAUUUAUUUCUACGAUUUGUCGCAUUGCUCGAAUCGGAGCAUAAUUUUUGAAAGUGCAGUAUUAACACGAACCGGAUAUGUAGAUGUCAUAGUAAAUGGAUCGGAGACAAUCGUAAGGGAUUGCGAAUGAACAUAAACAGCGUAAAUAAUGGUAUCGUUUGCAACCUUCGAUAGUCUUUGAUAUUUUGUAUUAUAUAGAUUCGUUAAGUUUUAUUCGAUUGUAAAGUAUAUAAGUUACCAUCGUACUAUUUUCUUGAUCGAAGGAUUAAUACGUUGCAACUAAGCUAUCUAUUUAGAUCAUCUUUCCCAAAACUAAUUACUGUGCAUCUGGAUCGAUCUUUAAGAGGACAGUGCACGUUAAAAAUAUAUCAACGUUUGAGUUUUACAGAAACGACCAAAAGACCAAAUAUUAUUAGAAAAGCUAAGGGCUAUUAUUUUAAUUCUGUAAUUUAUUACGCCUUUUAUAUCAGUCACUUAGAGUAUUAAUGUAAGAAUUUCGCACGUGCUAAAGCACGUCCACGAGCGCGAGACGCUCGUUGCGUCUCCGUCACGAAUUUUUUCUUUUUAAUAAGCGACAAAAGCAUGAUUCCAACACAAAAUGUACAAAAUCGAUAUUCAUGAAAAAAACGUAAAUCAAUCAAUAAAGAGAA